Messenger RNA from Aspergillus brunneoviolaceus CBS 621.78, 868 nucleotides. RefSeq lists its product as uncharacterized. NCBI's taxonomy places the organism in Eukaryota, Fungi, Ascomycota, Eurotiomycetes, Eurotiales, Aspergillaceae. The transcript has a single exon. Bases 231 to 701 code for a protein of 156 amino acids. The record is from RefSeq and is a predicted model, not a curated record.
CAGUCGAUUUGGACAGAUGCUCGCAGAUCAACGCCUGCUCAUCUUCGUGACGACGCCGAGGCAUGUUCUCGCUCUACCGCGCAGAGAAUCAGAGUCCCCGACUUCCUUCCUGCACAUCGGUCAAUAUAUCAUACUAUAGUGGCCAUUUACUUUGCAUGAUUCAAGACGGUUUAUCGAAGUUCCAAGCUUGGAGGAGUGUGGCACGGUAGGUCCCUUGGAUCUCUCACCCAAUGCCGAAUACACAUCUUAGUGGAUCAGUCCUUCGUCUUCAAAGAUGCACGAUAUUUCAAAAGUCAUUGGUUCUUCGACGUGUACAGGUCACGUCACAGGAAAAUUCCCUUGCCUGUUUACUGUUAGUUACGAGGCUAUGCCAUGCCUUUGUAGUCAUUUUUCAGGCAGCAGAUGAAACCUGUCAAAUCCAUUAUCCGCCGCACCAAACGAGGAGAACAGCGAAGUGCAAUGCUGACCAGCAAUGUAACCAUUCAGUCCAGGAUUACUUUGGUGGUUUACAAGAUGAGCAAGGACCCUCUUACUGGGCUGCAUUGGUUGACAGAUCCUUCCACCCGAUUCUCCCGCCAGAUACGAAGAAUUUUUCACCUCGAAGACACGUCGAUCCUCUCAACAUAAAAGCCCCGCCCACUCUCAGCAAGGCUUGCCAUUUUUAUCAGCACGAGUAUUGCAUCCCGCCUUUGAGAUUCUGAGUUUGACGCAGCCUGAGCGACUACCUGAGGGCGCCUAGAUCAAAUCCUCAUACGAGUGAUUGAAGUGUUUGCAGUCCAUCAUGAGUUCUUCUUUUACAACUCAAUCUGACUCUCUCCAAUCCCCAGUGGCUUCCUCGGUGAUCUGCCGGACUCGGAUUGGGUCUCGC